Messenger RNA from Pneumocystis murina B123, 624 nucleotides. RefSeq lists its product as hypothetical. The record is from RefSeq and is a predicted model, not a curated record. The transcript is spliced from 6 exons. The coding region runs from base 1 to 624 and encodes 207 amino acids. Lineage: Eukaryota; Fungi; Ascomycota; Pneumocystomycetes; Pneumocystales; Pneumocystaceae. Gene Ontology annotation, biological process: intracellular protein transport; Golgi organization; endoplasmic reticulum to Golgi vesicle-mediated transport. Gene Ontology annotation, cellular component: endoplasmic reticulum-Golgi intermediate compartment; endoplasmic reticulum; Golgi apparatus.
AUGGAAUUUAAAAGAUCUUUAAUAUUAUUUGCAUUUCUUCUAAUAAGAAUAACCAAUGCAUUUCAUUUUUAUCUUAAAGGUUUGCAAAAAACAUGUUUUCUUCAAGAAUUACCAAAAGGAAUGUUUAUUGUUGGAAAAUAUACAGUAGAUAAUUUAAAGUAUUAUAAUAACUCCAAAGAAGUAGGAGUUCGUAUAACUAUUUAUGAAUCAAACGAAAAAAUAUCAGAUCAGCUUGGAUUUGGGUCAAGUCAAUUUAUAUUUACAUCGGAUCAAACUUCAAAAUAUCAAAUAUGUUUUGAAAUCCACACGGAACUACAUCAAUUACAACACAUUCGUCUUACAUUAGAUUUUAUAGUUGGAGAAACUAAUAUAAGUCAAGAAAAUACAACGAAAAUAGUCGAAAAAAUGGCUAAAACGACAAAACGGUUAAAUCAACAAAUUUUUGAAAUUAAAUUAGCACAGAAAAUGAUGCGUGAAAAAGAGGAAGAAUUUAGGGCGCAAAGUGAAAUAACAAACGGGCGUGUAUUAAAAUGGGCAUUAGUUCAAUUAUCUAUUUUAUUUGCAACAUCCAUUUGGCAAACCAUUCACCUUCAAGGAUUUUUUAUUAAACAAAAACUUGUUUGA